AUGCCUCAAGGUUCAGCAGAAGUUCUGGAGGAGUGGAAAUGCUUGAAAGAGGAGUAUCAAAAACUGCAAGAGACACACAAACUGUAUUUACAGAAACUUGAUGAAGUCACCAAACUACAGAACAACUGUUCUUCAUCUAUUUCCCAUCAGAGGAAAAGACAGAAAGACAUGUCACACCUAGUGAAAAAGUGCAGGAAAGGAUCGUCAGAAGAAGAUGUGAAGAUGCUGGAUGAAAUAAAAGAGAAAAUGAUGACACAACAAAAUGUUUUCUCUGAAAUGGAAGCUUUCCUUCCCAAGAAAAACGGGUUAUACCUCAGUUUGGUCCUUGGAAAUGUGAAUGUCACUCUUCUUACCAAGCAGGCAAAGUUUGCCUACAAAGAUGAAUAUGAGAAGUUCAAGCUGUACCUCACAGUCAUCAUGCUGCUGUGCUCCUUCACUUGCUAUUUCUUUCUGAACUACAGAUUUCUUGAUGCAAUCCUCAACUUUCUGCUGGUGUGGUACUAUUGUACAUUGACUAUCAGGGAAAGUAUCCUCAUCACAAAUGGCUCCAGAAUCAAAGGAUGGUGGGUUUUUCACCACUACAUCUCAGCUUUUUUGUCUGGUGUGAUGCUGACAUGGCCAGAUGGGAAGUUGUACAAGAUAUUCAGAAACCAGUUCUUGUCCUAUUGCUUAUAUCAAAGUUUUGUUCAGUGUCUGCAGUGCUAUUAUCAGAGUGGAUGUCUGUACAGACUGCGAGCCCUCGGAGAAAGACACAACUUGGAUCUGACUGUAGAGGGAUUCCAGUCCUGGAUGUGGAAAGGACUAACAUUUCUCUUGCCCUUCCUGUUUUUUGGUCAUUUCUGGCAGCUCUUCAACGCCCUGACUCUGUUCAGAAUGGCUCAGCUCCCAGAUUUCAAAGAAUGGCAGGUCAUGAUGUGUGGUAGCACCUUCCUUGUUCUGUUUUUGGGAAAUUUCUUCACAACUGUUGCAGUUGUUCGUCAGAAGCUCAAGACCAGGAAUCAGAAACCAAAGAGUCUGUGAUUCAUUUGGAUAAUUAUGUCAGUGAAUAGCUACCCUGCAAAUGAAAGCU
Molecule: messenger RNA, 1069 nt
Organism: Melanotaenia boesemani (Boeseman's rainbowfish)
Lineage: Eukaryota; Metazoa; Chordata; Actinopteri; Atheriniformes; Melanotaeniidae
Product: ion channel TACAN-like
Exons: 12
Coding region: 1-1020 (339 amino acids)
Biological process (GO): fat cell differentiation
Cellular component (GO): membrane
Source: RefSeq, a predicted model, not a curated record